This is a messenger RNA of Oppia nitens, 1706 nucleotides long. Its product is annotated as scavenger receptor class B member 1-like. NCBI's taxonomy places the organism in Eukaryota, Metazoa, Arthropoda, Arachnida, Sarcoptiformes, Oppiidae. The record is from RefSeq and is a predicted model, not a curated record. Bases 4 to 1659 code for a protein of 551 amino acids. Gene Ontology annotation, molecular function: scavenger receptor activity. The transcript has 3 exons. Gene Ontology annotation, cellular component: membrane; cytoplasm.
GAUAUGAGAAUUACGAUAAACAAACGGGAAUUAAUACUCAUAGGGUUGGGCUCAGUGUUCAUCAUUGUGGGCAUCAUAUGCCUGAUAACUGUGCCAAUAAUUGUCAUGAAAAUCAUUAAUAAGAAACUACAAUUAGAGCCCAACACUGAGACCCAGAAGCAAUGGCGUGACAUACAGACACCCAUAUAUCAGAAAUAUUAUUUUUUCAAUGUAACCAACGGAGCCGAUAUCGAGCGAUUGGGUGCCAAACCGGUGGUCACCGAAAUGGGACCGUACACCUACCGUACCAAAUGGAGGAAAACCCAAUUGGUUUAUCACAAUAACGGAACAGUUAGCUAUCGUGAAAAAAAGGUCUACUAUUUUGUACGGCAGAUGAGCAUCGGUAACGAAUCGGAUAUAGUAACCUCAUUGAACGGACCGCUAGCGGUUACGUUGAGUCUACUGCAAAAUGCACCGGCAGCCGUACGUGUAGUGGUCGGACUGGCAUUGGACGCGGUUACCGAAGGUUUUUUCAUACGGCGAUCAGUCAGACAAUUGCUGUACGAUGGCUAUCCCGAUUUGUUGACCACAUUUGGACCGAUGUUGAAUCCGAAAAUUCCGAGUACCAAUGCCGGCCGAUUCGGUUGGCUAAUCAACCGGAACGGCAGCGACGACGGCGAGUAUACGGUGUUUACCGGUCGCGAUAGUAUAGAUCGGCUAAAUAUUAUCGACCGGUUCAAAGGACUGAGGGAACUGGACUACUAUCGUAAUAAUAGUGAAUGCAAUUCAUUCGCCGACAGUACCAAUGGUCAGUUAUAUCCGCCGAUCGGCGACCAAUCGAAAGAGUUGUUUCUGUUUUCGCCCGAUUUUUGCCGCCGUAUUCGUCUACACUAUCAGCGAGAACUGGAUAAAUACGGUAUCACUGUCUAUAGGUAUACACCCGAUAGUACAACGUUUCUCAAUGCCGACGAUCAUCCGCCAAACUCGUGCUACAUAAGCCGAUUGCCGGCCACAUCCAAUCCGUCGCUGUUCGGCAUUGGCCGAACUCAGACAGAUUAUGCCAAAAAACAACGAAAACUACGGUUCCUGUCCGGUGUUUUCGAUAUGAGUGGCUGUAAAUAUGGUGCACCAGUUAUCAUGUCGUAUCCGCAUUUCCUCGAUGCUCAUCCACUGUACACCCGUAGUAUUGAUGGACUAAAACCCGAUCCGAAAAAACAUAAAUUUUUCGUCGAUGUCGAACCGACUACUGGUGCCAGUCUAGGCGGUAGUGUACGCGUACAGAUUAACAUAUUCAUUAACAAACCUCCGGGAAUGUUUCGCUAUCGUAACGUUCCCGACAUAGUGUUCCCAGUUUUCUGGCAGGAACUAUCGUCAAACAUUACUACCGAUCUAACCGAUCGUUUGAAAUUUGCGCUCAAAAUGCCCGGCCUAAUGACUACCAUUUCCUCGGCUUCAAUGCUAACCAUUGGUUUUAUUGCGAUAUUAGUAGCCGUUAUGUUUCCGCUAUAUAAACACUAUGUUAAACAUUCACAAACUAAAGAGUCCGGAAGUGUUGUUUAUACAGAUAAAAGUACUGCCAAUUCACAGGUUGACAUUAACAAAAUUAUUACUGAACCCAAUGGCAAAACAGUUUUAACUGAAACCAAUGGUAUCGACAACAAGGGUCUGGACGCCAGCUAAUCAAUUGCUACAAUUUAAUUGCUGUGAUAUUUAUAUAUAUAUAUAUG